Molecule: messenger RNA, 840 nt
Organism: Fomitiporia mediterranea MF3/22
Lineage: Eukaryota; Fungi; Basidiomycota; Agaricomycetes; Hymenochaetales; Hymenochaetaceae
Exons: 4
Coding region: 1-840 (279 amino acids)
Source: RefSeq, a predicted model, not a curated record
AUGUCAACAUUUAAUAACGCCGUCUUUAGUGCGGAUUCGGACGAUGAGCAUGACCCAGACUUCGUCCCUAAUGAACAUUCAAGCAGUAGUGACGAGGAAACCACGAAGACAGCAGCAGCCCCUGAAUCUGACCCUGUAAAUAAGGAAGCAGAGACAGCUGCUCAGAAAGAAGCUCGUGCGUCCUUAUGGGCAAGUUUCCAGUCCUCCGUUUCUGGGACAAAUGGCGAAGGUUCGGGCGCUUCAACACCGCCCGUCAAAAAAGCUAGGCUUGUGAAGGUGGAGAAAAAAUACAGAUUCGCGGGUGAGGAGGUAUCAGAAGUGGUUGAAGUGCCGGAAGACUCAGAGGAUGCAAAGAAAUGGCCUUUGUGGAGGCAACCUUCUCAAGAUGCCGAAAGGGCAAACGAGGCCGAGCAUAAAGCAACUCCUCCGGACAACAUGGCAAUUCAACCAUCUCUGGAGUCUGCAUCUCGAGCUUCUGGGCCUUCCGGACCGACUUCCAUAGCAGAGUCUUCAUCUCGAUCCUCCACACCUGUCACAGCGCGCCCCAAACCAGGCCCACGAAAAGCAAAGACUGUGCUAACGCCAAUGCCCAGCGCAAAACCCAAGAAACUCACAACACUGGAGAAAUCGGCGAUGGACUGGCGUGCACACGUCGCAUCGGAAGGCGAACAGGGAGAAUCGAGUACUAAGGUGCAAAAUGGCGGGGAAAACCUAGCUGAUGAACUGGAAAAGAAUCGACGAAGUGGAGGCUACCUUGAGAAGGUCGCAUUCCUUGAACGAGUUGGAAGUAGGAGGGAAGAACUAUUUGACGAGAGUAGGAAGAAGCGCAGGAAGGGUUAA